Molecule: messenger RNA, 3899 nt
Organism: Poeciliopsis prolifica (blackstripe livebearer)
Lineage: Eukaryota; Metazoa; Chordata; Actinopteri; Cyprinodontiformes; Poeciliidae
Gene: rp2
Product: RP2 activator of ARL3 GTPase
Exons: 5
Coding region: 1336-2448 (370 amino acids)
Biological process (GO): post-Golgi vesicle-mediated transport
Cellular component (GO): cilium; periciliary membrane compartment
Molecular function (GO): GTPase activator activity
Source: RefSeq, a predicted model, not a curated record
AGUCGUGUGAUGUCGAGAAGAUGCAGACUCUAAACCCAAAUCUUAAUUGCAUGAACUUGAAAUUUUGAUCAGAUGCUGCGCUAUGAGCAAGGCAUGUUUCAUGGUAGCACUCAUCAUCCCUGACCAUGAAAAACAGCUGCUGUGAGGAAUGCAGUCUGAUUAAUGUUCAUGGGACCUCAAGCUGCAACGUCUAAAGCUGUGAUUCAUUUAAGGGUGGCCUGUCACUGGGUUGUUUUUGCUUCUUUGUUUAUUUUAAGUAAUCUCCAGCAUUACUGAAACAAAGUUGCUAUGGUGCCUGUUUUUGUGUUUCAAUUGAGCAUAUGUUGUUGUGGCUAUAGGAGGGGAAAGAGAGAAAGUACUGAAAAGACCGGAAGAAGAUAGUUCUGAUAGAGAUUACCUAUUAUUAGAAUAGUCUGGCAGUUAAAGUAGGACGCUAAUCUGACAUGCGGUUGCCCCACGGUUACGUGGUGUUUGGGGUUUUGUUGUUGUACAUGUAUAUUUAAAUCCAGUUUCAGAACAUCCUCAUAAGAACCCGGUCAGCAUGUAUAAAAACGUCAAACAACUAUUAGCGAAUGCAUCAUUUCGACUAUAAGCACAUUAGAGCUAAACUGAGUGUUCUUUAGUCAUCUGAUCUUUUUUAUUUAUGUUUCUGCCACGGUUUAAUGUGUUUUAAGCAAAGGAAGCACUCGAAGGGGAGUGUCUGGUGUGGAACUGAUGAUGCAUUCAGGGUAGUCACUUAAAAUAACAUCUGUUUGGGUUUGCUUCAAUUUGUUUAAUUUUCUACUCCCUCCGACUGAUGCGUUGGAAAACAAAAAGUAGCAUGCGGCUUAAAAACUGCAUUUUACAAAAGCAGAUUGAAAGAAAUAGAGUAAAAGGAAACUCAUAAUCUGUUUCAUACUCAGAUUAUGAAACAGAUUAUGUUUCAUAAUCUGAUAGACUGCUUCGCUUUUGUCAAUAAAAUAUGCAGUGUUUGGACAUGAGACGAUGGCUUACUUUAAAUAAGUGUUUUCUCAUCUUUCACACGACGUUUCAAAUGAAAGUUCAGAUAUGUUCUUGCGGAAAUCGUAUUUGUAGCUCCAGUACGUGAAUGUUUCACGGCUGUUCACCACGCCUACUUACAUACGUCAAGCUUUGGGGCUCAGUCAUUGGCUGUUCCAAGUACCACCAAGCGUGUCUAUUGGUUGGAAAACGAAGCUGCGAAACAGGAAGCUAAAAAAGGGGAAAAAAACCUGUCAAUUGUAGCUCACGUAGGUACGGUCGCGCCUCGCGUUUUGUCGUGGGUUUCUCUUUCAGGCUGAGGUGACCGUGAUAUCUGGUCGCUGCUGAAAAGGCAACAUGGGUUGCUUCUUCUCGAAGAAAUCCAAAAGAAAGUCGGCGGAGAAGGAGAACCUCACGCCGACAACGACGAGCGCUGACGCUGCAUGUAACUCGGUUCCCCUUGGCAACAACACCGACGAGGCUCCCAAGCAGUACAGCUGGGACAAGAGGGAAAAGGCUGACCCCAAGGAUUACACUCUGACCGGACUCAAAGACGUCACCGUGGGCCGGCUGCCUGGGACGCUGAACGGCAAGCCGUUUGUCAUCCAAGACUGUGAGAACUGCAACAUCUUCGUCUUGGACCACUCAGCGACCAUCAACAUCGACGACUGCGUCAACUGCCGGAUCGUCUUCGGGCCCGUGAAGGGCAGCGUGUUCUUCAGGGAUUGCAAAGACAUCAAGUGCGUGGUGGCCUGCCAGCAGUUCCGCGCGAGGGACUGUAAAAAGAUGGAAGUGUUCCUGUGCUGUGCCACCCAGCCCAUCAUUGAGUCCUCCACGGGAAUGAAGUUCGGCUGCUUCCAGUACUACUACCCGGAGCUGGCCUUCCACUUCAAGGACGCCGGGCUCAGCAUAUUCAACAACAACUGGAGCAACAUCCACGACUUCACGCCCGUGUCGGGGGAGAACAAUUGGAGCCUGCUGCCGGAAGACGCCCAGGUGGCGGACUUUGUGCCAGCGCCGGACCCGGAGUCCGAUUUCAAAUCCGUCCGGAUCUCCACUGAGGCCACCCGGAGCAUCGUGCCUUUGACGAAGGGAGGCAGGCGGAAAGAUAGUGAGGAGUCCUGCCUCUUUGUUUUCUUUGCCGGGGACUACACCACUGCAAAUGCCCGGAAACUGAUCGAUGAGGCCACUUCUAAAGGAUUCGUGCUGAUCCAGACUAAGGAGGUCUCCAUGAAGCCUGAGGAUGCAAGGCGUGUGUUUCAGAACAGCGCAGAUGAACUUGUGGAGUGGAUCAACAAAGGCCCGGUCACUGCCCUGGAGCUGAACGGUGAUGGAGCAGUGGAAGCAUGCAAGACCAUCGCCAGCGAGGUUUUUAGUGGUACCAAGGUUUUUGUUUCAGACAAUAAAAAUACGUCAACCCGAGACGUCGACAGCUUCUUCAACUUUGCCGACAUGCAGAUGGGUUUGUAAAUAAGUCGGCCGUCCAAACAAGCUGCCUGAGCUGAUUGAGAUUCCUUUUUACGGGAUGAAAGGCGGGAACGGAAAAUUCUGCAGAACGUUUGAUGUUGCCUUGGAUCGCAUGAAUCAGUUUCCACAAUCACAUGAGAGAGUUAUUCCCUUUUUUUGUGUUUGUUUGUCUGUUUAAAUUUUUUGAUGCCGAGGGAAGAAAAGGCUGCAGACCACUCAAAUGUUAGUUCCUGAGAGUGCUGUGAUUAUUUAUGUUUCUGUGAAUGUAUUUUGUAACUCUGCUUUCAUCUUUUGUGAAUGUAGCUGUUUCUAUAAAUGUGCUUUUUUUUUUUUAAUUUAAAUGUAACUUUUUUUAUUGAUUUCUAGAAUCAAGGAGAGCAAAUGGGGAUCUGGAGGGGGAAACAUGAGUUCAACCGUAUAGUUUCUCUUAGAAUUAUGUGUUUGUGGUUUAAAUACUGGAUUUUUCUCUGUUCAAAAUGUGUGUGUAUAUAUGGACUGUGCUGUAUAGGUGAUGUUUUUACUCUUACUUCUUAGGCCCAAACCAGGUUGUGAAAAAUUGAUUGUAAGUUAUCUGUUUUCGCCAACACAUAAACACAAGAGAGAGGCUGGAUUUUCAAAGUAGGCAACUUGUUUUUCUUUUUUUUUUUUUUACAUAUAUAUUUUUUUAUAUGCAUUACUGAACAUUUUUUGUAUAGAAGAAAAAAAAUCAUCACCUAUAUAUGAAUAUAUAUUUUGUAAAAUGUUAUUUUGUAAGAUGACUGAAAGAAAUCUCCUGUUUCUUCACAACUUUAAAAGCUGAAAAAUGCCUGAAGUAAAAUUUGCAUAGUUACUCAGCUUGAUAACGGAUGCGAAAAAAACAGACGCUGUUCAAAAGGGAAAUGCUCUUCUUCCUCUUUGUGAAUCUAUCUUCUUUUGUUCAAAGCUUCCAAAGGUCAAUUUAAAAAGGCUGAGAAUGCAAGCGCACUGUUCAUUCACUAUUGAUGAUUAAUUAUUAACUAUUAGUCCUAAAUUGGUUUACUCUCUCUUCUGGAUGACAAGUUUAGUUGGAGUUUUUGCUCGAGGGCAUAAAAAAAAUAAAAAACAACCAACUCUCAUGUGUUCCACUUACAUGAACUGUAUGUCUCGUUAUGAACUGAUGACCUCGUUUACAGACCUGACUUGACCCAGUGUGAUACAAAAGAAUGGCACAUAAAUCAUUGCUGUACCAUAUUGUUCCCGUUUUAUUUUAAACCAGGUCACUUCUGCUUUAUCUGUUUUUACAGUCACUUCCAGGGACACCCAUAAAAACAUGCCAUGUGAAAUUUGUCAAUUUAUUUGAAUCUGUACAUUGAUUUAUUAUGUUUUUAUUUUCUAGAAAGUGCAUGUCAUCUGUAUUUUGAUUCUGAAUUUUUAAGUCCGCAACUAUGACCUUUUAAGAAAUGCCAGAUUGAUAUUAAAAUCUAUAGAUAAUUUUU